Bemisia tabaci is the source of this 2277-nucleotide messenger RNA. RefSeq lists its product as uncharacterized. The record is from RefSeq and is a predicted model, not a curated record. NCBI's taxonomy places the organism in Eukaryota, Metazoa, Arthropoda, Insecta, Hemiptera, Aleyrodidae.
CGGGGGUUUAAUAUUUCAUUUGCAAGCUGACGCCUUGGGUAUUCAGGAAACUUGCGAUUCGUUAGAUGGGUGUGUGCUCUUGCUCCUUAACUUCUAUUGAAUGUCACAAUGGUUUGAUCAUUAAAACAAGGGUUUUGGAGACGUUCGCUUUGUUUUAAGAUGACGCACUGUAGAAAGAAUGACAGAUGGCUCAUCUUCCACCCACAUGCACUGUUCCUAGUUCUUGCCAUUCUCGGUUCAUGCUUAAAUGGCGAUUUAUUAUUCAUUUUUCACGCAGGCGUGGCGGAAUCUCCUUUUCCCACUGUGCCUACGCGUACGGCGUAUUCUUCUCCCUCUCACAUUCCAACAAGCGACUCAGGAGAAAAAUCUGCUGUACUUAGUCUGCUCACGGGCAAUAUCAAGGCGGCGACCUCCACUACCAAUGAGUCCGCGACUACGUCCAAUGCUGUUAUUGAAAAAAACGCGAGUCCUGAUCCAAUCGUCGCGUAUAUGAAUGGAGUAACCGGACCCUUGCAGGAGGACGAUUUGGAGUACUCGUUAGAUUACUACAAUGAAAAAUUUCUGAUGAAGGAGUACGAGUUUGAGCCCGCGGACUUUUUGAAGAGACUCGCCAAAUCUGCGAUGUCGGAAGGAACGACACCAGCACAAUUUCUUCAAGAGAUACAAGAUCUCCUGUCUUUGCAAAACCGAUCGCGGUCUGAACAGGAUGAUGCAGCUGGCCGAGAAGACGCCUCCAAAAUUCCUGCCGGCUACCUGAGCGAGAGCUUGCGGAAAAAAAUGACGGAAGGCUGGAAAAACGAGCUGAAACGUCUGGAAAAAAAAUACAAUAUCAGUUCGGAGAGCGCGGGACCUGACUCCAUAACUUCCACAAGGUUAUCGCUACUGUUCCCGCACUAUAUUAAUUUCGGCCAGAAACCAUUCGCGGCUCCGGCCAACAUCACGGUGGGUAUUUCAUUUGCCCAGAGACAGGUGUAUGAUUCUCGCAGAGGAAAUUAUUAUUACGAGACUCCCGACGCAAAUAUUCCAUCAAUUUUAGGUCGCUCAGAAUUCGGUGGAGUCAUUCCGUUGGUGCUGCUCAGUAAACCUACCCAGCGGAUAAUCAUAGGCACGCACCUCUAUGCCCUUCAUUGGCAGGACGGUAAUGACAUGGUGCCCUUCCGGACCAAGUGUGCCUUGCUGAAGCGCCGUAUGGAAAAGAGCUCGCUAUCGGAGGAGCGGAGAUUUAGGUUUCUAAUCAACAAUGAAAUCAUGCAUAAAAAUGGAACUUUGCUGAGGACAUCGAUUAAAAAUGUCUACGAGCAAAUACCGAGUACUUUUAAGGAAAAAAUUGACUGGGAUUUGCUGAGUUGGGAGGUGCAUCUUUGAGGGCUGAAAAAUAUAUGUCUAAUAAGGUGGUAGCCAGGGACAAAUGCGGCGAAGUCUGACAAAAUGUGCCUUAAUGUUGGGGCAAAAAUGAGACAACUAUAAACUUAUAAACUACAGCUAAAGAGGGUUUGAUUUCGAAUCGUUUGGCGCAAAGAGCACCCAAAUGGACUACAUUUUGCAAUAAGGAACCACUGUUACUGACUCCUUCUAGAUACAAUACGUGUGCCAUUAGUUUCUCUAUUCAGAUAAAUGCUUUUAUAGAUUAGCCAGAAAUUGUAGUUUCCUAUUGCAAAAUGUAGUCAAAAUAUUCCACCAAUUAGCCAUUGGUAGCAAUUCAAAGUCUUAGGACGAUAAGUAAGGGGAAUAUGAGAAGGUCUGAAAAUUUACCCCUGUGAUCUUGAUAGUAUUCAGGAGUGUUCAGCAUCGAAAAAUCAAAAUACUCUUCUAUUUUUCACCCCAAACCGGUCUUUUUUUAAAGGCACUGGACAUUUAAAGUUCCACCUCAGUGCUUGGCACCAUAAAAAAAUAGAUCUGAUGGUUUUCGAACGGUUAGUAGAAACUUUUUCUUUUGGGGCACGGCCAAGUCAUCCUUGAGAGGGAGUAUAUUUUUGUUCCUUUUACCCUUGAAAAAUAAUGUAGGAUCCCUGAGUGAAAUAUCACCACUAGAGUUAAAGCCUUUUUAUGAAUUAGAGCUCUUUAGAAUAUUUUGUCUUGGACUAAACAACUUCAUUUCUUCACGUUACUAGUCGCAGCCUUGCCAAGUGUUGCUCAAGGGUAAAAUGGAGGUGAAACGCCCAAAGUUUGGGUACGUGAAUUCGCGUUCCAAACUGUGUACCUAAAGAUACGUGCUAAACAUUUUAUUCUAUUCCUGUCUUAUAGUGCAAAAAUUUUCCAAUACACAUUUUUAAUCAC